Molecule: messenger RNA, 516 nt
Organism: Phaeoacremonium minimum UCRPA7
Lineage: Eukaryota; Fungi; Ascomycota; Sordariomycetes; Togniniales; Togniniaceae
Product: putative metallo-hydrolase oxidoreductase protein
Exons: 1
Coding region: 1-516 (171 amino acids)
Source: RefSeq, a predicted model, not a curated record
AUGCAACGUCUAAGCAUCCGCCUACGGGCAGCUCACAUUCGCGCCUCGCCAGUGACAAUUACGCGGUCGUUACCCAUAGCAUACCAAGUACGCCGAAACUACUAUCCCACAGCAGCAGCCCAAGCAAGCUCCGCUCCGAAAGAAGCAGAGGAGGCAAGCGCCGAUUCGGGAGGCUCACGCUCCAAAGACGCCGCCGAGUCCGCAUCCGCCUCCAGCUCCCAGGGUGAUGCUGUACCCGUGGCGGAUGUGCCCGACCAACUCGCUCACGGCGGAGCCAAGGGCGCUACUGGCGGUGGCGAGCCUCUGGAAAGCUCCAAGAACGCGCCCCCGCAACCAAAGAUCACCAAUGCGAGCAUUCCCCAGGGUGGAGAGAAGCUCACAAAGGAGCAGCAAGAAGAGGUUGACGAGCACAACCGAGAUUUCGAGGCGAAACACGACCGUGCGGCGCCGGCAUCAGAUGACAAGGUGGACAGCAAGUUUUGGAGUGGGAAGGGAUCACAGAAAUCGAAGGACUGA